Molecule: messenger RNA, 1633 nt
Organism: Nothobranchius furzeri (turquoise killifish)
Lineage: Eukaryota; Metazoa; Chordata; Actinopteri; Cyprinodontiformes; Nothobranchiidae
Gene: bhmt
Product: betaine-homocysteine methyltransferase
Biological process (GO): L-methionine salvage
Cellular component (GO): cytosol
Molecular function (GO): betaine-homocysteine S-methyltransferase activity; zinc ion binding
Source: RefSeq, a predicted model, not a curated record
GCGUGCAGCAGAGGAGGCUGGAAGCCAGGAGCUAAAAAGGGAAAGAGGCAGGCGGUUCUUCCAGUGACAUCCGGGGCCCUGCUCCCAUCUCGGAUUAUAAAUGCAGCAUGGAGCCUUCACGGAUCCCCUUCCAGACUUGGAGCAACAGGAGCGGAGAUCAUCAUGGCACCAGCUAAGAGAGGCAUUCUGGAGCGCCUGGAUGCUGGAGAGGUGGUGAUCGGGGACGGAGGUUUUGUCUUCGCCUUGGAGAAGAGAGGUUACGUCAAAGCGGGACCGUGGACUCCAGAAGCGGCUGCAGAACACCCAGAGGCGGUGCGCCAGCUGCACAGGGAGUUCCUGAGAGCUGGCUCCAACGUCAUGCAGACCUUCACCUUUUACGCCAGCGACGAUAAACUGGAGAACAGGGGCCACACUCAGCGCUUCACCGGGCAGCAAAUCAACGAGGCGGCCUGCGACCUGGCCAGGGAGGUGGCUGAUGAAGGUGAUGCUCUGGUGGGAGGGGGCGUGUCCCAGACUCCCUCCUACCUCAGCUGUAAGAGCGAGGAUGACGUCAAGGCCAUCUUCAAGAAGCAGAUUGACGUUUAUGUCCAGAAAAAUGUGGACUUCUUGAUCGCAGAGUACUUUGAGCAUGUGGAAGAGGCCGAGUGGGCAGUCCAGGUGUUAAAGAGCACCGGGAAGCCUGUGGCUGCAACCAUGUGUAUCGGACCUGAAGGGGACCUGAACGGAGUCGGUCCUGGAGACUGUGCAGUCAGACUCGUCAAGGCUGGGGCUCAGAUUGUUGGCAUUAACUGCCACUUUGACCCGGAGACCUGCGUGAAGACUGUGAAGCUGAUGAAGGAGGGCGUGGAGAAGGCCGGCCUGAAGGCCCACUACAUGUGCCAGCCACUGGCGUACCACACCCCCGACUGCAACCGCCAGGGGUUCAUUGAUCUGCCCGAGUUCCCCUUCGGUCUAGAGCCCAGGAUCCUGACCAGAUGGGACAUGCAUAAAUACGCGCGGGAUGCAUACAACGCUGGCAUUCGCUACAUUGGUGGCUGUUGUGGGUUUGAACCCUAUCACAUUCGCGCUGUGUCUGAGGAGCUGGCGUCGGAGCGUGGUUUCCUGCCUACCGGUUCUGAGAAACACGGCAGCUGGGGAGAAGGCUUGCUGAUGCAUACCAAGCCGUGGGUCAGAGCUAGGGCCCGUCGUGACUACUGGGAGAAGCUGAAGCCUGCAUCUGGACGUCCAUUCUGUCCAUCCAUGUCUGCACCUGAUGGCUGGGGUGUCACCAAAGGCCACGCCUACCUGAUGCAACAGAAGGAGGCCACCUCUGAGGAGCAGUUGAAGGUUCUUGUUGAUGAAGCCACUCAAGACCACUGAAGCAAGCCUCAGAAGUGCAGAUGAAACCAAAGAGUGACGUUAAAAACCAAAGGGACGUUCUGUUAGGACCUUGUGUGCUCGGUGUGGAACUCUGUUGGCAUCAAAACGGUCCUCCCUACUCAACCAGAGAUGAAAGUCCAAUAUUGUCUUAAUUGUACACGUUAUUUGAAUCCUAGUUACAAAGCUCACGUUUGAAACUGCGCCUUAACACUCCACAGGUGCCAGAUGUUGCAUUAAGUGAUUAAAUAAAACAUUCAAUUAAAAGAAACACAAA